Molecule: messenger RNA, 498 nt
Organism: Iphiclides podalirius (scarce swallowtail)
Lineage: Eukaryota; Metazoa; Arthropoda; Insecta; Lepidoptera; Papilionidae
Source: the annotation of a GenBank genome assembly
AUGUGCCGUGAUUACGCCUCACCUCCUAACGUGGCACGGUUUCCGAAGUUCAUCGACCCCGAAAGGGAUGGUCGAAGUGAUCUUCACUUCGUAUCAGAAUUCCCGGCGGCGAUAAAGUACCGCCGAACUCUGAGAACUUUCGUCCCGCCAAAAACGCCGGACGCGAGUUCAUUUCGGGGAAGAACGCGACACGACGCGGUGUCAAAUGAUGUACGCGUAUUUCCUGUUUGCGCGCGAAUGGGGUUAUCCGGCGUCGCUUUCGCCCGAGAUAGGGCGGCGCGCAUAGCCGCCGCGCCGGCGGUGUUUUUCUACGGUGGAAUAGUUAACCCACGUACGCAAUUGAGCACCGACCGGGGCGGAGGUGUGUGCGUGAGCGCCGAGAGCGACGCCCGCGUCCGCCGAAACGGAGGCGGAAUAUUUAGGAAGUGCUCCGCCACCGACGCCCUGACCGCGUACAGUGCCCGCUCCGUUGAGCUAUGCUCACAGUCGGUGUGUCCA